UCUAAAUAAUAUUAAUCUCAAAAACAAUAAUAAUGGCAAAUAUUCCACAAAAAAGAUAAUAAAAGUAUUAUAUAGAUGAUGAAAGAAACAAUAAUCUUGCCCAAAGAGGAUAAAAUAUUAUUGAAGGUAAUUUUAAUUGAUUGAAUUUUAUUCUAAGUCAAUCAAAUAAAUGAAUAGAAUGAAAGGCAGUGGUUAGCUGAAAUAGAGGAGGCUUCAUAAUACGUUGAUGAAACUUAUCAAAAACUUAUGCAAGUAUUAAAUAAUGUGAUAUCUAUUUUAUAUAAACUUAGGCGGAUUAGACAUUAGAAAGGUUCAACGAGGAGUAAAGAAUUGAAAACGAGAAUUAAGACUCCUGA
Paramecium sonneborni is the source of this 356-nucleotide messenger RNA. The record is from the annotation of a GenBank genome assembly. Lineage: Eukaryota; Ciliophora; Oligohymenophorea; Peniculida; Parameciidae.